GCGGAGGGCGGCAGCGCAUGCGCGGUGUACGGGGCGGGGGGCGCUGAUGCAAGAGGCGAGCGCGGCGGCGGGCAUCGGCACAGCGCUUCCCUGAACGGCCGCUGCUUCUCGUGAACCGCGCCGCUCCCAGCCCGGCCGCAGCCAUGUCGGGCGACGAGAUGAUUUUCGAUCCCACUAUGAGCAAGAAGAAGAAGAAAAAGAAGAAGCCUUUUAUGCUGGAUGAGGAAGGAGGGGAUACACAAGCGGAAGAGACUCAGCAGUCAGAAACAAAAGAAGCUGAACCAGAGCCAACAGAAGACAAAGAUGUUGAAGCAGAUGAAGAAGACAGCAGGAAGAAAGAUGCAACAGAUGACCUGGACGAUUUAAACUUCUUCAAUCAAAAGAAAAAGAAGAAAAAAACAAAGAAAAUAUUUGAUAUCGAUGAAGCAGAAGAAGGUGUAAAGGAGUUGAAAAUUGAAGGAGAUGUGCCAGAGGCAGUAGAACCUGAAGAUGACCUUGAUAUCAUGCUGGGCAAUAAAAAGAAGAAAAAGAAGAAUGUGAAGUUUCCAGAUGAAGAUGAGAUAAUGGAGAAGGAUGAAGCUUUUGAGGAUGAAGAUAGCAAAAAAGAUGAUGGAAUUUCUUUUAGUCUUCAGUCAGGACCUGCGUGGGCAGGCUCAGAAAGGGACUACACAUAUGAUGAGUUGCUCAACAGAGUAUUUAACAUCAUGCGGGAAAAAAACCCAGACAUGGUAGCUGGUGAAAAACGAAAAUUUGUCAUGAAGCCUCCACAGGUUGUAAGAGUAGGGACCAAGAAAACAUCUUUUGUCAACUUUACAGAUAUCUGCAAAUUAUUACAUCGUCAGCCAAAACAUCUCCUGGCAUUUUUGUUGGCAGAAUUGGGUACAAGUGGCUCAAUAGAUGGUAACAACCAGCUUGUAAUCAAAGGAAGAUUCCAGCAAAAACAGAUAGAAAAUGUCUUGAGAAGAUAUAUCAAGGAAUAUGUCACCUGUCAUACGUGUCGGUCACCAGACACAAUCCUACAGAAGGACACCAGAUUAUAUUUCUUGCAGUGUGAGACCUGCCACUCUCGCUGCUCCGUCGCCAGCAUCAAAACUGGUUUCCAGGCUGUCACAGGCAAGAGAGCACAGCUCCGUGCCAAAGCUAACUAGUUUGCUAAUCAACACUGGAUUUUGCAAAGUGUUCUGGGGAGAGAUGACUGGACAGGUUUACAAUCGGAAUGGAUUUACCAUUGUAUUAAAACAAGAUUGUAAAAAUACUACGAGGUAUUUGGCUUUUGAUUGAUUGGUCUGUGAAAUCCUUGCAAGAUGCAGAUCCUCAAGCUGUUCACAUACAUUUGCUCAUUGAAUAUGUUUUACCAACUGUAAGGAACGUAAUGGGAAAGGAGGUGCUUUUUAAUCCAUUCAGACUUCUGUAAAACACAAGAUAAAUUAAAGAUACUAUAACAGUGAGUGUCUUCGAUUUGGAUUUUUCCUUCAGUUUCCUCUUUAAACAUGGGAAUGGUUGGCGUGUUGUUCUGCAGAUCAUUUUGCUGAACUAUGGCCAAGACCCAGAAUAAAGUUUAAGAUAAGGGUUAUUUUGCUUUUACAUAACAAGCUUAUUUUUAGUUGGGCUAUCGUUAAAUAGAGAAACCUCUCACAGAAAGUCCCGGCGAUGAUAAACCUGCUUGUGCUUUUAUAGCCACAUUAAUAUGGGAAUAAAGUUUGCAUGAGAAGUGACAUCAGGACAUGGUGAUGCUGCUUAAUUAGGCAGAAUGUAGCUCUGAAAGAGUUCAGACACCAUAUUGAUGCUGAAUCUUAACAUAGAAUUGAUAAACUGUACUGUAAGCUUUUAUAGUGUCAUAGUACUAAAUCUUGAAAUUUCUAAUAGAAACAUUUGUAUUUCAAAGUCCUGCACUCUUCACCACUUUAAAAAGAAUCCAACUAAAUGGAGCAAAAAUGAAAAAGGGUAUUGAGGUAAUCACCAUGUGGUGGCUGCAACACCCUUUCUUGCAUAAAUCCUGAAUUUACAGAAGAUACUGCCAAGUAGUUUGAGUUCCAAAUUAACACAUUAUGCUUCUUGUUCAUAACGUGCACUUCCCUCUGCUCACAGUCGGUGAUCUCUAGGGGAUAUGCAUAGUGCUGCUCUAACUGUUUUUUCUAGUGCUGUGGAAAUUUUGUUACAGCUGCCAAGUAUGAAGAUGCAAAUGGGGAGUGAAGUCCCUCUUGGACAGUUUGAAUUAAUCCCUGCAACGGCACAGGGUCAGAUGAGGUGUAGGAGGUCCUGUGGCACCCAUCCCUGCAGGCAGGCAGAGUGGCCUCCUCCCCAGAGAAAAGGAUGGUUGUUCCUAAUGCAGUUCUGCAAGUAUCAAACUGAAGGUUUCUACAGAGUUUUAAUCUUUCUAUGUACGUUAAUACCGAAGACAGUCUUGCUGGGAAGUCACUUACUUGCUACUUGAAAACUUGACAGCACUGUAAGGCAAAAAUCAAGGUUUUAUGGUUGGUUUCUUAAAAACAUUUUAAAUAUCAAGUGAGCUAUAACAAAUGUUGGAUGUAUCUAUAAGUGAAUAAAGCCAGGAUCAGUGCCUCUUGUAACAUCAUUGUUGUAUUCUUGUUUUUUUAUCUAGCAUUCUCCUGCUGGAAGUAAAACUUUCAGGAGAACUGCUAGUUGCCUUUUUAUUUCGGUGAUUUGGUGAUGAGACACAUAGCUGAAGAACAAUGGUGCCUCCUAUUUUUAAAUGCUUUUUCGGUGGUGAAAUACCCCUAACAUACUUAAAAAAAAUACAGGAAGGCCUUGAGCUGGUGCUGUGUUUUAGUGCAUUACAUAUAGAGUUUGACUUCAGUAUAUUUGGGUCAAAAUGAUCAAGUUAAUGAGUAAAUCAUUUUUCAAACCCAUUACCUGUGGUUUCUCCUGGCCCAUAGGAGAACUUUGUGGGUGGGUUUCAUAGUAUAUUUUGAGUCUGUGCAUGAAAUCCUGAAGGCCUUGGUUUUGACGACCAAUAUGUGAAACAUCUUGAGCUGUAGGCUCUUAAUUUACCUGUGGAACAACCUCACUGAUGCAUGGAUAGUCCUUUGUGUCCAGGAGCAGGUUUGAAUUGAUUUUUAUUUCUUUAAUAAACUAAACACCUUUUUCCAUUGUACACUUCAAAAGCAGCGUUGUGUGAACAUAAAUGCUUCUUGCUGCUUGUAAGGCUGACAGAAGUUUGAAGUGCAGGCAGGUGUUAAGAAGAAAAAGAGUUUAAAACUUAAGCUGAACAUAAGUAAGCAGAUGAAGGAUGGAGUUCUUAACAGAAUGUGGUGAUGCCUUUAUUCACCUUGGGCUUGUGCGCAGGCACGUGUUUGGAGGCAAACCGUCUUGAUUCUCCAUGCUGUUUUUUUUGCUCUGCCAGCUGAAAAUUGGCUCUAUGGUGCUGGUGGUGAUGCAGGAACCAGAUUUUUGUAGGUACUGAAAGACAAACUCCCUGUUUGAAUGAGCUGGGGAGCAGCCUGGGAGCCAGCAAAGAGUGCAGUCCUGUGGCUUUGCUGCUCCUCUCCGUGGCUCCUGCCUUGCCCAGGGCUCUCAUGCACCUUGUCAAAGCACUCUAAGCUCUUGCAGAUCUGUUCCUUUCCACGCAUUGUGCAACACAGCUUUCAGCUCAGAACAUGCAAAAGAAAAUCUGAGACUUGUCUGUGGAGGCCCUACCAGAACUACACGGAAGAGUUGUAUGGCUGUCAGCUUGACAGUUGCUGAUAUCCUUGUAAGAACACUCAUCUCCGUAACCCGCUUUUGCCAGGUAAAUUAUUUGAUCUCCAUUGUGUCGUCACGGGGUUGGAACUCGAAGGCUUGGGUGACCUUGCUCUGGUCGCCGAAGUAACCAGUAAAAUGGAAAUGGAUGUAGUUACGUGGUUUAGUAAAGAUACAGUGGGAUCAGCCACCUGUGAGGUGGUACAGUUCUGUUCUUCUAAAAUAACUUUACUGUUGUAUAUAUGCGAGAUUAAACUUUUGAUGGAAACCAGAGCAAGGAUUUUAGUAGCAUUUUUAUAACCAAAAAUGGUGUGGAGGAGAAGUAUUUAUUAUUCUUUUCCAUGGAGAGUGAGGAAUUUCUUGUUAAUACUGUGCGUGGUCAGCAGAUGUUUUAUCCUCCAGACAACAUACACCGCAUGUAGAAUCCUGGUUUGUGUUGGCUGUCCCUGCUUGAUAGGAAAGCCUGGUCACCUGAGAUUGCCAGCAAGGAGAAAAAGAGAUUUUAAAGCCUCUGUUGCUGGAAACAGGACAAGAUUUCUCACAAACUACACUAGAUGUUCAACUCUAGUCAGGCAAAAGCGUGUGCGAUGGUAUCUAGUGGAGCAGGUACAGAAAUAGAAACCAAGAAAGCUCUGAAAUCCAAGAGAAUACGAAGCUGAGUGUCAUGCUGACAGCUAAGAUUCAUUAGAACCUGUCUGUUAGUGUUUUAAAUGACAUUUUUCUAGGGGUUCUGCCACUCUGCGCAGGUUUUUUUUGCUAGAGGUUUAUUCUAGAUUGCUGGACUGAGAAGAAUAUCCAAGCAAGAGGGAGGCCAAGCUUUGAGAAAGAGUUGAAAGCAGAUGUUUAAGAGAAACUAGAAGCUGCACAUGAAUGAACAGUGCUGUCUUCUUACCUGGUGUAUUUUUCCAUCCAGUAAGCUCACUCUUCCCUAGAAACAUGAAGAACUCAAAUGCUGGGGAAAAAGGGCCAGAAACACCCAAGUUGGAGAUAGCGAUCAGAUAUCAGGACAAGCCUGUCCUGCUGAAAGCCUCUCAGGCUUUUCCAGCAGUGCCUACAGUUAAAGCGUGCAGAUGUUUGGAUUCCUGCAGUGUUUGUGGGGAUCAGCCAGGGCUCAGUUGGACCGAGAUGGCUCUACUCAUGUUCUGCUCUCUGCAUUAUGGCAGUUAACCUAAGUCACAGCUUGCUGUAAUCUCAGGGGUGUCUCGGCCUUGGGAAGACUUCUCAAAUGACUCUAAUAUGGGUUAAUAGCUAAAAGGGUUUUGGAUAAACACUCGAAUCCUGUGGCAGAGGUGGGAGCGGAGCUCCGUGUGUCCUUUGCCUCAGUACACCUUCAAGUGGAGAGAGCUGAUGGAAAAGAGUUGCUCUGAUCCUGAAUGGUUGCUUAAAUGCUCUUGUGACAGGAGAGGAAAAAAGACUUUGGAAGGAAGAUAAUACUUGGAAAUUGUGGAAUCCUAAAAGGAAACAAGGUCAGGGGCUCUUGCUGAUAUUUAAUACACACUACCUCAGCUCUUUGGCUUGAAGGGACCUCAUGCAGCUCCAGUCCCUCGGCCAAGAAAUCCAUUUUCUUCAGCUCUUUCUGUAGUUUAU
Cuculus canorus (common cuckoo) is the source of this 5286-nucleotide messenger RNA. RefSeq names its product eukaryotic translation initiation factor 2 subunit beta (gene EIF2S2). NCBI's taxonomy places the organism in Eukaryota, Metazoa, Chordata, Aves, Cuculiformes, Cuculidae. The record is from RefSeq and is a predicted model, not a curated record. The transcript has 9 exons. Bases 144 to 1148 code for a protein of 334 amino acids. Gene Ontology annotation, cellular component: eukaryotic translation initiation factor 2 complex. Gene Ontology annotation, biological process: translational initiation; formation of cytoplasmic translation initiation complex; formation of translation preinitiation complex. Gene Ontology annotation, molecular function: translation initiation factor binding; translation initiation factor activity; mRNA binding.